CGAGGAUUAUAGACGAGAUACUUGCAUCAACUAUCUACAACUAAUAAUAAACUAAUGCAUCUUAUUAAAGUUGAUUUUUCUUGAUCAACAAAUAUAACAUGGAUGGCUUCGUCAAGCGUCUUGAUUGGUACCGGCGUGUACCCAAGGACCUGACGGAGGCCUCAUUGCAUGGCGCUUUGGUUUCCGUGUCUACCAUCUUGAUCGCUUGCUACUUGCUAAUUUCCAAUCUCAUCGAGUAUCACACCUUACACACGCGGAGUGAGAUGUACGUGGACUCCGAUCGUGGUAACAAGCUGAAAAUCAACCUCGACAUCGUCUUUCCGAAAGUGCCUUGUCCAGCAUUGUCACUGGAUGCACAAGACGUGAUGGGCAGCCAUGAGCUGUCAACGGGCGGCAUGUUGCAUAAGGUAGCGCUGUCCAAAACAGGCGAAGUCCUAGAGAAGGAAGAAGUACAUGGGAAUCAUAUGACGGAAAGCGGGUUUCAUGGUCUCAGUCGACACAAUUGGAACCUUCUGCAUGACCAUGACAAAGACAGGCUAAAAGAAAAACUUCUGCAGCAAGAAGGGUGCAGAUUACAAGGCUCAUUAGAUUAAGGCUUAUACUUACUACUUUUCGUUUUUUCCAAUUCCACAUCAAUCGCAUCACUAACAAUCAAAGAAAUAACAUUCCUGACUUUUAUCUCCUAGUGGGAAAGACAGUCGUGAGAGUGAUCAGGGAUGUAGUUCUUCUAAAGAAUACAUGAGUCAAUCUGUGAUCGCGCAGGCUCAUCUUCUAACAAGGAGUGAAUCGCGUGCCAGGCAAUAUCCACAUAUCAACGAGCAGCGGUAUUCUUUUCAACGGUAUGCCUUUUCCUACUUUGGGCGGCGAUAUGGAUGACAUAUUUGGUCGAGGACCAUGGAGAGGAACUGGUACGGACAGCGCUGAUAAGAAAAUUAAGGAAACUACAACGCAGGUGAGUAGAAGAAGUGCAUCCUUAAUAACAAUGCCAUCAUAAUUCAUUGGCUUCUAUCUUCAGAUAGUAUCUUGUUUUCAAGAACUUCUGUAGAGAAUGAAAAAAGCCAAGAAUGCUACUUCGUUCAUCUAGGGAUGUUACUUCACCAGCUGCUCUAAGUAGAAUAAGGCUGCUUCAUCUUCAUCAGCUUCACCAUCUGGAAAGAACAAAAAAACAAAUGAAGAACUCUUCGCUGAACUGUCUGAGGGAGAGAAGGUCCAGCGAUUGCAAAACCUAGACUUGGAACAUGAAGUUUUGCAUCUUAGUUUCGGAGAUGAUCAGGACGUUUCUUGGGUACGCGAUAAUUUCCAAGCUUCUGGAAUUCUGAGUCCUCUCGAUGGCCUGAAAAGGACCGUAGAUCGGAAGAAGUUCUCGUCGCUACCCCACUGGAGAACGCAUAUGUCUGCCGGCAUCUCAAUAAUGAUGACGUCAGAUCAUGAUUCCGAGUCAUCGUCCUCAACCUCGUCAACAACUCUAGCAGGAGAAACGUCAACAUCCUCGUCAAGUGCUACCGCAACUAUCGAUAGAGUAAACACAGUGCCAGCAGCAACGAUUUUCGAGUAUUACUGCAAUGUAGUGCCAACCACAUACGAGCGGGAGAGUGGAGAGUUGCGACACGUCUAUUAAGGCUCAACUUUCGUUGCUCAUUGUUUGAGAUUGGUCACUGACUUCCGAAGAGGAGACUCCUGCAGAGAACAGGGAAAAACUAAGGGAAAAAGGGCGAAGCUCUGUUAGGGGCCGCGUCCCUUCAGCAUCAGUGACCACUGCGUGCCGACCUUUAAGUCUAUCAGUUCACUGCAAAUGGGAACACACUACAAAACACGCACGCGCCAGGUCUGUAUUUAAGGCAUGAUCCAUAAACCCAUCUUCUGCUUGUACGUAGACGUAGUAUGAGUGUAUGCUUCCGGUCUUUGGUAUAGCCUGAAUUUGAUCAUAAGGGAAAGCAAGAAGAGAACCCUUGCGAUCGAAUUCAGGUUAUCACAAAUGCCGGAACCAUUCAGUGGGGUCUUGUUUAUUCCGCUUUUAUAGUAGGAAAAGCGGGGAUCGAGGAGAUGCUCCCCUACCUGGAGAAUGGGGAUUUCUGCUACGACUUCUAAUCUACGUGAGAUAUGGCAUCUCACCUGUGACAGUCAAAUUCGUGGAGGAUCGGGUGCCCUUCUUCACCUUCUUCGUCCAGACGUUGGCGAUCGUAGGUGGUCUCUUCACGGUUGCAGGUCUGCUGGAGUCCGCGCUUCACAGAGGCAUACAGACCGUACAGAGGAAGCUGGAAUUGGGAAAACUCACUUGAAGAUGAUGCUGAGCCUUCAACACUGAGGAGAUACGCAAACGAGGAUUGAUGAUGAUGACAGUUUCUUGUAAUGUUUCUGUUUGUGAGUUUGAGUUACUUCCUUCACACAGACAUUGUAGGGAAUCUUCGAAGAAGAUCAGAGUUGGAAUGGGCUUUUCACAAGCAGGGUUGAGCUUUAUUUUGGUUAGACAACAAGAUUCAUUCUUGGGGAAAUUAUGGGAAGACAGAUGAUAUUGCGACUACUGAACGACGCAACGCCAACGCAAAACAACGCAAGAAAAUGAAUGUGAAAUUAUAUACUUAGUACAGAACACUCCAU
Amoebophrya sp. A25 is the source of this 2598-nucleotide messenger RNA. Lineage: Eukaryota; Dinophyceae; Syndiniales; Amoebophryaceae. The record is from the annotation of a GenBank genome assembly.